Pseudomyrmex gracilis is the source of this 1635-nucleotide messenger RNA. RefSeq lists its product as uncharacterized. The coding region runs from base 22 to 675 and encodes 217 amino acids. The record is from RefSeq and is a predicted model, not a curated record. Lineage: Eukaryota; Metazoa; Arthropoda; Insecta; Hymenoptera; Formicidae. The transcript has 5 exons.
AACAUACACGCAAUUAGGAAGAUGGAAUCGGAAAUAAAAAAAAAGAAAAAACUAAGAAGAAAAGCAAGAGCGGGAUAUAGGGUCCAAAAGCAAAAAAAUAAAGAAGCAUUAGUUUUAGCAUUGCAGGAAAAUAGAAAUCAGCAAGAUAUAAUAGAAUCCAAUAGGAAGGAAGCUCAAAGAGUAAAUCAGAAUGAAGAUAUAUCUCCUUCGAACAAUUCCAUUGAGUACAAUUUGCAAUCUAAAGAAAACAAUCAAGUAUCUGCCAAUUUCGCGUUAUCCUCACCUUUGGAACAACAAGAGCUACCACAGAAUAUAUAUUCGGGCGUGGAAUGGAGCGUGGAACAAAUUAAAUCGGCAUGUCCUCCCAAAAUGAGAAAACCAAAAAAGAAUUGCACUAAGCCAAAACCAAAGAUGGAAGAAGAAACUGAAAUAAGUUUGCCGUGUACGGAAAAACGGCCUUACGAAACUUCUGAACAAAUUUGUUAUAUAAAAAUGCAGGAUCCUUAUGCUCCUUGCUGUUGCAAAACACAGGAACAACUACCACCGUGUCCUCCCAAGCAUUAUCGAGAACCACGCGAGCCGACUUGUACCUGUGAUCUCUGUAAGAAAAAAGGAAUUAGAAGCAAGUGUUGCGAUUCAACAGCGUAUGUCUUUUCACAACACAGUAAAGUCUAGACACAUUUCGGAAACACGUAAAAGGUCUAUGAGAUUUAAUUGUUGGUUGCCAAAACAUGACAACUAGCUAUAAAAUUUGUUUUAAAAAAUAAUCAGUUUCUUUUGUAAAAUUCGCUACAAAUGUGUUCAAACAAUUUCACAAAUAUGUCAAUAAUUAAUUAUUCCGCGCAAUAUAUCGUCACAAAAUACUUUGGACCGACUGGCAAUGUCUGGCUCGCGUAAUUGCUUAAGUGCUCAAGAGCGGUUGUUUUAAGGAUGGAAUUGAAGUUCGUGAGCGUGAACUUUGUGAAAGCUAGAUCGUUGUUUAUCGGUCAAUAUAUUUCAUCUUUUUUUUUAAAAAAAAAACUCAGAGAUUUUAGGGCAACUAAAGCUCGAAAUUCUUGGGAUAACGCGCGUGUCUCUCUAAUGGUCACAUUUUGCGUUACAUCUUAUACGAUUAGAUAAUCCCAGGAAAAAAGUUACUGAUAACACUAUAUUGAGAAGACUGCCGCUACAAGCAGAUAAACAACGUUUCGAAGCGCUGAGCCCGUUUCCGAGAUAUCUGUGUCGAUAUUAAUUUAUCGCGCUCAGCGGAAUCGAGCGACCGUUUAUGAUGUUUUUCAACGACUGUUGGAUGUUUCCGUCGAUGUGCGAUAAAAAAAAUUUCGGCAAAAAAUCACGACAAUCGUUCUGUUUGAUGCGUUCAUUGCGCGGUUGGUGGACGUGAAAAUUUUACAACGUUCACGACCUGGGACAAUGAAUAUCGAUGACUUUUUUAAAUAACAUUUUUGAAUAAUAUGUAAAUCGCGUGAAAGAAACAGGUUUUUGUAUGAAUAUUUAUUUUGCACUUUGAAGAAAUGUUCAAAAACACAUUCUCUAGUUUUGAAACCGACUUUGAGACCGAACCGUCCCAUUUCUCAAUGGGACAAAAAUUCGAUUUGAAGAUGGCGGGAUUUUCUGUUCGCCAUUGCGUGUCCGAAU